Sus scrofa (pig) is the source of this 4752-nucleotide messenger RNA. The record is from RefSeq and is a predicted model, not a curated record. NCBI's taxonomy places the organism in Eukaryota, Metazoa, Chordata, Mammalia, Artiodactyla, Suidae.
UGUUUAUAAAUCUAAUUGUACUGGUUCACAAGCGGCUACUAUAGACACGGAGGGCAAGGCAAUUCUGUCCUCCUUCCUCGUGACGGUCAAAUUAGCAUCACUGCUAUCAGUUAAUUUUAUCUCUAACUAAUUUCAAAAUUUUCACACACUCCCUCCCAAUAAAAGAAACUGAGAACUUCAUUCUAUACCAUCAAGUCUAUCAUUCUCUUCCUCUCCCUCUGAGGUGGAAAGGGAGCCAGCCUGCCACAGGCAUCCUCCCAGAUGGGCAGAGGAGCUGUUCCCAUGUAGUACGCAGGCACCAGGACAGGCAUUCUGGGCCACUCUGCUCCUCUCCAUCUCCCAUCCACACCCUCUCCCCACCUCCCACCAAAAGCCCCACAUCCUAUCACCAAUAUCCUGACCUCCUUCUAAUCCUUUGCCUGUGUUGUCUAUCUCCAUAUAAGCUGAUGUGACUAUAUGAUUUUUAUAUGUAUUUAUCAAUGUUUGAGUCAGUUUGUAUUUUUGGUGGGUACAGUCCGAUGUGUUCGAGCAUGUGGAAUAUACAUGUGCUGACACCUGCACCCAUGUGGGCCUAGUUUCAAGCGACCUGACACGAAUAUAAUGAUAAUGAACAUUUGUACAUAAAUACAGAAUACACAUAUGAUACCUAGGGGUUAUGUCUAUGGGCUUAGCAUCAGGAUUUUAUUUUGCAUAAAGGGAGUGAUCUGCACUGCACUAACAAUGAAUCAGCUUUUUAAAGGUCACUAUCAGUGACUCCCUUACAAAUCACAUUACAUAAAUACUUCUGUGAUUGGACAUGCCAUUUGGCACUACAGUCUCUGAGUUGAUAAAGGCAGCACCAAGCCAUGCUCUCUACAGGUAAUAUAUGAAAGGAAAUAACUGCAUAAUUGAAAAUAUUUUAAGGAGCUUAAAGAAACUACUUUUAAAACUUCUUAAAAAUCUGGUUUGAAAUAACAAGUACAAUGUUAUGUUUACACUUUCAAAUUGACUCAGUAAUCUACUUUUAAGUCAUUACCUGUCAUCUUCCUUUCACAGUCACAAAUCCAAAACUUUUAUUUUACUGAAAUAUGGGUUAAUCUUUUAUUUUCUGUCAUGUUCUCAAAUACAUACAAUUACAAAGCUGUUCAAAAUAUCACCUCUGUUAAAUGAUAAUGUUUGUUCUACAGGAGGACGCUAGAACAAUAUUUGGGGAACAAGAAACCAGACCCAUAAAGGAUUUAUUUAUAAUCUCUUCCCUUUAGUGGAAAUUCAUAUUCUCCUGAUUUGGUCUAAUUACAUGCAUUAGUAUUUUGAAUUGGGAAAAAACGGCUCAAAGAGGACACAUACAGAUCCUGGCUCACAGCUGAUGAUCUGAGUAAAAUGAUCUCAAUUAACUGAAGAGAUGGGGAGAAGCAUUUCCUGGAGUUCCUAUGCACGGACAACAGACUGGGGUGGGGCUCACUGCCUUCACCAACACACUGGGGUGGUGUUGAAGGGACAGGCCAGUCUGGGUUUUGCAGUGACGCCAAGAAGGUGCAGGAAAUGCUGCACACCGCACACCAGCCCAGCCGCGCCCCCGCCCUCCGCCCGGAACCCCUGAUUGGGUCCGCCAAGACCUGCCCGUUCCAGCCAGUUCCUCGCUGGGGAAGCGAGCGCAGCGCUGGCCGUCCAGCCCCGGCUCACGAUUUAAAACGGGCAAGUUUUGUUCCUGAAAUCAAUGACUCGCUCCGCUGCCGGAAGGAGAGCCGACCUCCGUUUUGGGAGUUUAAGGAGCUGAUGUUGGUCUUGGUCCAGAUUCCAGGUUGCACCAGAACAUUUUCUUCCUCUGUUGUGGAUCACACUGCAACAUCCCUGAAGCCCUUCUGGCAUCCUGCUAUGGCCUACUACACAGAGGUGAAGUCAUCAGCUAAGAGUGAGGAGGACAGGCCUCGGGAGACGGGGGAAGAUCUAGCAUGGCUGGUUGCACUUAACUUUCACAAAAAGAAGUACACGGAAUAGCUGCAUGUGAGGCCAAUCCCCAAAUUUAAUGAAGGAUGUCAGAAUGGGAACAUUUUGAUGUGCCAGUGUCCUCAUGCAACAGUAUGCUCCGUUCUUUUGCCAUCUCUGAAAAAAUGGUAUUAAAAGAAAAUAUUCUGUAAAUAAGAAGCUCGGUAUACAUGUUUAAUGACCAACAUGGACAUCUGUUCUACAGAAUACCAAGUCCUAUGCUCUUGAAGAAGCAAGCGCCCAUUUAAAACUGACCCUAAAUAAAAACAAACUUGAAUAGACAUCAGAAUGUUUGGGAGUGGCAGGAGAGUAAAAAAAUGGCAAUUUAUUCAGAUAUUUGCCACUUGUUUCGUACUAAGCCUCAUGUUCUUCUGGGGACCGAUCGAUAAUCACAUCGUGAGCCAUAUGAAGUCCUACUCUUACAGAUACCUCAUAAAUAGCUACGACUUUGUGAAUGAUAGCCUGUCUCUUAAGCGCAGCGAGGAUGGGACUCCUCGCUACCAAUACUUGAUUAACCAUGAGGAGAAGUGUCAAGCACAAGAUGUCCUGCUCUUACUGUUCGUGAAGACUGCUCCUGAAAACUACAAUCGACGUUCGGCCAUUAGGAACACCUGGGGCAAUGAGAAGUAUGUUCAGUCUCAACUUAAUGCCAACAUCAAAACUCUGUUUGUCUUAGGAACACCUUCUGACCCACUGAUGAGAGAAAGACUUCAGAGAAGACUGGUUUGGGAAGAUCACAUGUACAGUGAUAUAAUUCAGCAAGAUUUUGUUGAUUCUUUCUAUAAUCUUACUCUUAAAUUUCUUCUGCAGUUCAAAUGGGCAAAUAGCUUUUGUCCACAUGCCAAAUUCCUUAUGACUGCUGAUGAUGACAUAUUUAUACACAUGCCAAAUCUUAUCGAAUACCUUCAAAGUUUAGAACAAAUGGGUGUUCAAGACUUUUGGAUUGGUCGCGUUCAUCAUGGUGCCCCUCCUGUUAGAGAUAAAAGCAGCAAAUACUAUGUCUCCUAUGACAUGUACCAGUGGCCGGCUUACCCUGACUAUACUGCCGGAGCUGCCUAUGUGAUCUCUGGUGACGUAGCCACUAAAGUUUAUGAGGCCUCACAGACACUCAACUCUAGUCUCUACAUAGAUGAUGUAUUCAUGGGCCUCUGUGCCAAUAAAAUAGGGCUGGUACCACAAAGCCAUGCGUUUUUCUCUGGGGAAGGUAAAACUCCUUAUCAUCCCUGCAUCUACGAGAAAAUGAUGACAUCUCAUGGACACGUGGAAGACCUUCAGGACCUUUGGAAGGAUGCCACAGACCCGAAAGUAAAAAUGAUUUCAAAAGGUUUUUUUGGUCAAAUAUACUGCAGGAUAAUUAAGAUAGUUCUCCUUUGCAAACUGACCUAUCUGGAUACGUAUCCUUGUAGGGCUGCCUUUGCCUAAUAGUACUUGAAUGUUAUGUGUUUUCACUGUCACUGAGCCAAUCCUGGAUGCAAAAAGCCUUUACAUGUUUGUCUAUACCAUAAGUGAAAUGAAUAUGAAGAACAAAGAAAUGUUUUGAAAGCCUAGCUUCUCAGAAUGUUUCUUUGACUCUAGAAGCCCUUCAAUAUAACUUACCUACUUCAUUGCCUAAAUUCAUUUUGAGAAAUUUAUAUUUAGACAAGGUUUAUGAAAAUAAAACUAAAGGGAAUUUCAGGUUCUUAGUACCACAUAUAUACUGUAGAGAAGUUAUUAAGGUGCCUUGGUGUUAGAAUAACUGCUUUUGAAAAAUACCAAGUAAAUGUAUAGCACAACAUUUCAAAGUAAUGAACGUAUUGCUUGACCAGGUAUACAAGUUUAUCUCCCUUUCUUCAGAGGAGAUUUAGGGAAAAAUGUACACAAUUUCUUUAAAAACCACCAAAUCACUUAUUGUCUCAUCCACAUAGCUAUUUUACCUAGAUAGUAUUGGAGUCAUUUAAGAUAUACCUUUUUUUUCAAAGUUCAAUGUGAAAUUUAAGGCUUUGGCUCUGCCCUAACUGAUGCUUUAUGACGGGUUUUUUCGAUUAUUAGAAAAUGACCCAAACAUGGCAGUUUCUUACUCAUACAGUCUUUCUCUAGGAUGAAAUCAUUGUUACUUUAAAAAAGCUGAUUUUAAUUUAAUGAAUUUUUCAACUGAUUUUUAGAUAUUAAAAAUUGGUCUCUUUUUAAGACAGCUAUGAAUGCAGUUUGCAUAGAGGAAUAUAAUAACGGAGAAGAAUUCAAAAAGAUAGAACAUUAAAAGCCUCUUUUUUCCAUAAUUUAUAAAAAUUGUAGUGUCUAAAUUAUUGCACUGAUUACUAAAAUUGGCCUACCCCUCUCCACCAGGUCUCAUAAACCACAGCACUUUGUUCUGAGUUCAGAUUUUAAAAUCGAGAGUAUUAAAUAUCAAAUUAAAACUACAAUAUCUAAAAAAAAAUCUAUUCUUUCAUCAAGCAGAAUGAAAGUGAUAGAAAAGUCACCAGUUUAAUGCAUCUGUAAAGCUGUAUGUUCCUUGUAAUCAAAGAAAUGUGGUUAAGAUCCAAUAAAGCAAGUUACAGUUAUUUUACAAAGCAGGAUAAAAAUGCAGCCAUGAUGCAAGCCAUCUCCCCUCACUAGAGAAAGAACUAGGUGAUGUCUAUUGCUAGGGGAAUUAUAUGAAAGCCAAAAUAGUGAUUUCAGCAAAAGUGGUUGAACUGAUUAUAAAACUUUUGUCUACAGAGGCACCUGUUAGGGAAAAAAAAGAUGUCUCACUUAAUAAGGUGAGGUCUAAAACACGCAAAAAAAAAAAAAGAGAAAAAAGAAUUCUUGGUA